AAACAGAGAGUUUUAGUUAAAAAAUAUAUGCGUAUACAAAUUUAUUUUAUGUGUAUGUGUGCAUUUUACGCGCAUGUAGUCGUGUGCGUUUACAAUUUCUGUAUACCAAAUAUAUCAUGUCCGUGUUAUUUUUGUUUCUAUAUAUGUAUUUUUACAUGAAUAAAUAAGUAUGUGUUUGUGUUUGCUUUGCUUUCAGGGCGAGUCGAAUGAUUCCGGUACCGAAUCUGAUGGUGACGUCCUAGAUGUUGACAAGCAUCGCCCCUUAGACUUGGACAUGGAAACCAGCUUAAGCUCGUGCGCCGAUGUGAAUUCGCCAACUACAGACACCGCCUGCUCCUCGUCAGCAUCCUCUGCGAUGAUGUGUCAAUCCCACCUUUUAUACGAUCAACACAGCUCCGAGGAGGAAUUAGAAGUGAUCAAUGGACCAUCAUCGGUUGCAGCCGCUGAGGCGGCGUCCAAUGUAUUGGUGGUGCGGGGCACCGCCUCAUCACUCAUAUCGGAGCGUGGCUCAUCGUCGUUGGAGCCCGAAGAGCUAUUCGGCGAAGCAUCGACAUCGAAACGUUCGAGCUCAACAUUAGUUGAGAAUCGUAAAAGAUCUCUGGCCCACAGCUCCGAUGAUGACCAGCUGAGGAACUUCUUGGAACCGGUAUUGACCCCAGUGAAUUUUCGCACAUCGCCACCAUUAGAAGCUUUCAAGCCAAACCGCAGCCACAAAUAUCGCUCCACAACGCCACUGAUAUUAUCGGAGGCGCGCUGUGGCAUCGAAAAUAUUAAAUUAUGUGAUAAUAGUGUUAAUGACGAAAAUGGUGAGGCUGCUGGCGCUGCGUCGUGUGCGUCGUCGUCGUUGGGCGCAGCAAGUGGUGGAAACGGUAGCGGCGGCGGCGGCGGUGGCGCCUGCGGUGGUAACGCCAGUUCAACGAGUGUGAUUAAGGCGUGCGCCUCAUCGCUCAAAAUGAGCAAUAGCAGCCAUCAUAUCUAUCAGCCGCAACCGAAAUAUAAUUUCCACUAUAAUAGUUCGCGCAGCAGUCCAGCAUCAACGACCGCUCUCGAUGCGAUGGAGGUGCGCUCGGUUAGUCCACCGGCGAAACUCUUCCAUUCGGCUAGAUCACCACACCGCCGACCGAUACGCACACAACACGCCACACAGAGGCUACAGCGACCACAUCGGCCGUGCUUAGACUUCGACAAAAUGCAGCAAGUAAGUCUCUAAUGCAGCGCCAAAUCAAAGACUUUUUACUUCUCACUAAUUACCAGUAAAUGUACCUAAAAGCUCGCAUUACCCAAAACGAAUACAGUAUGAUGAUGCUGAUUGAUGAUGAGGAUAAAUGAUAUCUAAGAAAGAUGAUGAUCAUGAUCAUGAUGAUGAUCAUGAUGAUGAUGUUUAUGUUGAGGGAAGCAUAAUGAGUUAAAGAGGUGAUAAUGAUGAAGCUGAAGAUGAUAAUGAUAAUUAUGUUUAUGGACAGUAAUGUUGAUAAUCGGUUUUGUACAGCAAAAAAGUGUAAUGAAGAAAAAUUAAUGCAAAAAAUUUGUAUCUUUUAUGCUAAGAAAGAAGAGCAAAGUGUCUCAAUAAGAUGUAGACUUUUUUUUUAAAAGAACAUGGCGCCAUAUAAUUAACAGCGAAAAAUAUGAUAAAAAAAAAAACAAUAAGACAUGCAACUACUUAUAUUAUAAAAAACAAUAGCCCCAACUAUCCAAAACACUAAAUUUACAGACUCUUCAGUAACUUGAAAUCAAAGCUAGUAAGCAAACCAGGAAUUUAUUAUAAGCAUGUGAGGAGGGUUUAUAAAAGCUCACAAUUUCUCUGAUUUUAAGUAAACAAACGAAUUAAAAGUCAAUAUUUUUCGUUGCAUAGUUAAACAGAAACUUUAAACUCACGCCAGUUCUACAAAAACGCCGAUUAUGUCAAGUUCUGCUCAUUUGGACAAAACCAAAAUGAUCUCGUAAUUUUUUUUUUUACUAAACAAGAUUGUCAA
This is a messenger RNA of Rhagoletis zephyria (snowberry fruit fly), 1973 nucleotides long. It is a transcript of the gene Reph, whose product is annotated as Regulator of eph expression. Lineage: Eukaryota; Metazoa; Arthropoda; Insecta; Diptera; Tephritidae. The record is from RefSeq and is a predicted model, not a curated record.